UAAAUAAAUACCUCCUUAACCCUUUUGGCAUCGCCAUUUCCAAAAUUCUCCAAUUUCGCUUUCAGAUCUUCCAAGUUCGUUGUGAAUGGUGGAAACCCUGUUCAUCUUCGAUUUCAUGCGCUCCCUUUUGCCAUCAAGGGCGAGCGCUCUUCUUCUUCCUCCUUCUGCUUCCUCUCUCUUCGCUUUCGGUUCUUGCAAGCAAGGCUGGUAUUAUCGCUGCCUCGGCGUCGACCCCUAAAUAAUCUAGAUCGCAAUAAAUCGGACCCAACCCCGCAAUAUUCAUCACCAUUUUCAAUUUUUUUUUUUUUGUCCCCCCACAAAAUUCGUUCUCGGAAUUCAACAUUCUGUUUCUCUGAUUUAUAGAUCUCGGGAUUUUGGGUCCUAAUUGUGAAAUUUCGUUCUUUCUUUUUUUGUUUUUUGAAAAAAAGAAAUUCUUUUGAUUUGUUUUGGAUUUGUGAGACGAUGUUGCUGAGUAAGCAGAAGAAGAAUCAGAAUGCUGCCAAUUGCAAGAGGCUAUUGAUUAGCAUAAAUGUGAUGGGAAGCGCUGGCCCAAUUCGAUUCGUUGUGAAUGAGGAGGAGCUCGUGGCGGCGGUGAUCGACACCGCCCUUAAAUCUUAUGCUCGUGAGGGUAGGCUUCCCGUUUUGGGGGGUGAUAAUAGCGGUUUCUCUCUCUAUUGUCCCAAUGUUGGAUCUGAUGCUUUGAGUCCGUGGGAUACAAUUGGAUCACAUGGAGCUCGGAAUUUCAUGCUAUGCAAGAAGCCACAGAGUACGAAUGAGGCAGCUGAUGAUGGAAGUGGGACUGCACCACUUUCGCGCAGGGGAAGUGGUAGUUGGAAGGCUUGGUUAAACAAGUCCCUCAACCUGAAGAUUUCUUCCCAUUAAUGAAUCAAAUUAAAAUUGUGGGGAAUUAAGCGUUUUUUACAAUGCUGCUUUAUUUAUUAUUUUUAGUUUUUUUUUUUUGGGUAAAUUUACUUUUUUGUUCCACUUUGGUUGUGUUUAUGUUAAUGGUUGUCUCUGUUAAGCGUUAGCUAGAGACGCCCCUGAACUGUUGCAAGAGUGAAGUAUUUUUCAUAUAUUUGGAGAUACACCUUUCAGCUUUGAUGAAAUAAAAAUGAUAAUUUUGCU
Gastrolobium bilobum is the source of this 1125-nucleotide messenger RNA. RefSeq lists its product as uncharacterized. The record is from RefSeq and is a predicted model, not a curated record. The transcript has 2 exons. The coding region runs from base 463 to 882 and encodes 139 amino acids. Lineage: Eukaryota; Viridiplantae; Streptophyta; Magnoliopsida; Fabales; Fabaceae.